AUGAGCGAUCAUUUUGACCAUUACAAGAGGCCACCGAGCCGGGAUAAUAGUGUGGACCGGUAUAGCCGGGCAGCCAGUCGGCUCAGUGGAGGAUCCAGACAGUCAUCAGUGGAGAAGUCACAGAAUCAGCAGCAGCAGCAGCAGAGAAGAGGAGACGAUCGACUUCCGUCGUCAUCAUCUUCAGCAGCAGAUAAAUCAUUCAAUGGAGCGGCGGGCUUCACUACAGCGUCGGCGGCCGGGGCUAAACAGAACAUCUCGUCAUCGGCCGCCACGCACCGUCAACCACCGCCAUUCGAGGAAAUUAUACUUAGGCAACGGAACCUCGGCCAGGAGAUCGUCCCGUCACCCAUCGGGCAACCCAAGCGCACCGAGUCAUUGUACGUGAAUCCGAAUACCGCGCGCAAAGAGACAAAACCAAAAGUAAGUACUACAUUCAUUCGGCGUACGAGUAGGAGUAAUAGCCUUGAUAGUGAUGAUGGCCAUAACUGUUAUGGCGGUAGUGGUGGUAGUGGUGGAAGUGACCACAUUUACGGUAACCGUCGUGUCCCUGAUAUAAAUAUUAUUCGUAAUUUUGUCAGUAUGCCUUUGCAUGAUGGCCGUGCUAGUGUUGAUAGUGAUGAUCGCGCUAGUUCUGCUGAUUACGCUAUCAGAGAUAUUAGUGGUUUUCGUACAAACGAUAAUACUGGCGAUAGUCGCAUUAUUAGGGGUAUUGAUAAUGGUCGUGCUAUUAUGGGUAGUGUUGAUAGCAGUCCAAUUAGACGUAGUAGUGAUGGUCGCAUCAGUAGAAUAAGUAAUUAUGGCCACGCUUCUAGGGACGGCGGUGAUAGUCGAUCUAGAAGUGGUAGUUCUGAUGAUUACGCUAUUAGGGCUAGUUUUGACGUCCGCGCAAGUAGGAGGAGUGAGGUUGGUCGCUAUAGUCGGGACCGGAGUGAUGGCCGAUCUAGAAGCGGUAGCUCUGAUGAUUACUAUAAUAUGUUGAAUGGGGAAAGCCGCUUUAGUAGGGGAAGAGGCGAUGGCCGACUUAAUAGUAGAUGUUUUGAAGUCCGUUUUAGAAGCAAUAGUGGUGAUAACUAUGCUAGGAGUAAUGUAGAAAGCUACACUAGUGGGGAUAGUAGUGGUACUUGCCCUAGUGGAGAUAAUAGCGGUAUUCGCACUAGUGGCAAUAGAAGUGGUACUCGCCCUAGUGGGGAUAAUAGCUGUAUUCGCCCUAGUAGGGAUAAUAGCUGUAUUCGCCCUAGUAGGGAUAAUAGCUGUAUUCGCCCUAGUGGCGAUAGUAGCGGUACUCGCCCUAGCAGAAGUGGUUUAAGAGUUCGUUUUAGUGAUGAAGUAAGUAGUAGUGAUGAUCACAACUGCAGGGGUGGUGAUUUGGAUAGAGGUCAAGACCAAAUCAGGAGUGGUAGGCACAAUAGUCACUUAAAUUCAGAUAAUUCAAAUCAAAUAAGAACACGUGAUUCUGUAGACAGGGAGACUAGAAAUAUGGAUAACAUCCAAAUUUAUUCACGUGGAAAUUACGGUAAUAAUGCUGACUAUGCUAGCGGUAGUGGUAGUAUUGAUGAAAACGCAGAUAGUGUUAUCCACAAUUUUACCGGAAUUAAUAGUAGAUUUGACGGCUACGGAAAUGGUGGCGUAUGCAGUAGAAGUGAAUCUUACUUUAGUAACGGUAUUCGUGAAGUUAGUGUCAUUCAUAGUAGAAGUAGCGUCCUUGACAUUGAUGACGAUCAUAUUAUUUGUAACAUCUGCGAUAACGGUGGUGCUGAUGGUAAUAUUGGUGCCCAUGGAAAUUAUGGUAAUAAUAACGGCAGACGUGGUAAUAUUAGCAUCCAUAGUAGUAGUGGUGGUGAUAGUGGUCAAGUCAGUGAUUACGAUUAUGGAGGUGAGUACAAUUAUGAACGCGAAUACAAUCGCGGAGGUAGAUACGAUUAUGAAGAUGAUGAGAGUAGCGAAAGCAAUGAUGAAGGUGCUAUAGGUGGCGGAAGAAUACCGAGAUUGUUGCCAUCACGUCCUUCAAAUCAUAAAAUGGUAUGGUUUAAAACCUACUUAAACAAUAACAAACAUAACUUUGUAUUGUACAAACAUUAG
Messenger RNA from Rhopalosiphum maidis (corn leaf aphid), 2079 nucleotides. RefSeq lists its product as uncharacterized. NCBI's taxonomy places the organism in Eukaryota, Metazoa, Arthropoda, Insecta, Hemiptera, Aphididae. The record is from RefSeq and is a predicted model, not a curated record. The transcript has a single exon. Bases 1 to 2079 code for a protein of 692 amino acids.